Molecule: messenger RNA, 3062 nt
Organism: Phodopus roborovskii (desert hamster)
Lineage: Eukaryota; Metazoa; Chordata; Mammalia; Rodentia; Cricetidae
Gene: Scarf1
Product: scavenger receptor class F member 1
Exons: 11
Coding region: 35-2593 (852 amino acids)
Molecular function (GO): scavenger receptor activity
Source: RefSeq, a predicted model, not a curated record
CUCCAGGGAGGUGCCUCAUAGCAGCCCGCCCUCUAUGCUGGCUUCCUCAGGAAAAGCCUUGGGAGGAAACAGGGAGGGGGUUGGGCGCUGUGGGGACCUGAUCAAACCAGGCCCUCCUACUCCACUGGCCACCAUGGGACUAGGGCUCCUGUUCCCUCUGCUGCUGCUCUGGACUCGGGGGACCCACGGAUCCACACUAGACCCAACUGGUCAGCAUGUCUGUAGAGGCAGCAGCCCCUCUGAGCUCCAGUGCUGCCCAGGCUGGAGACAGAAAGAUGAAGAAUGCACCAUCCCCAUCUGUGAGGGGCCUGAUGCCUGCAAGAAAGAUGAGGUGUGUGUGAAGCCAGGCCUCUGUCGAUGUAAACCUGGAUUCUUCGGAGCCCAGUGCAGCUCCCGCUGCCCAGGCCAGUACUGGGGCCCUGACUGCCGUGAGACCUGCCCUUGCCAUCCACGUGGCCAGUGCGAGUUGGCUACGGGUGUGUGCCAGUGCCAGCCUAACUACUGGGGCAGGCUCUGUGAGUUCCCUUGCACCUGUGGCCCCCACGGACAGUGUGACCAAAAGACAGGCUUAUGUCACUGCGAUCCUGGUUGGUGGUCAUCCACAUGUCGUCGCCCAUGCCAGUGCAACCCAGCAGCACGCUGUGACCAGGCCACUGGAGCCUGCCUGUGCCCAUCUGGCUGGUGGGGUCGCCGCUGCAGCUUCAAGUGCAACUGUCACAACUCACCCUGCGUACAGGACUCUGGCCACUGCACCUGCCUGCAGGGCUGGUGGGGUCCUGAGUGUAAUCACAGGUGCCAGUGUGUUCGAGGCCAGUGCAGUGUUACUUCUGGCCACUGUUCCUGCCCUCCUGGCUUCUACGGAGCCCGCUGUGAGCUGCCCUGCAACCCUGGCCACUAUGGAGCACAGUGCAGAGAAAGCUGUGGCCACUGCACGCUGAAUACAACGUGCUCUCCAGUCACGGGCACCUGUGAAUCCUGCAAGCCCGGCUGGAAUGGGACUCAGUGCAAGCAGCCAUGCCCUCCUGGAACCUUUGGUGAGAGGUGCCGCGAGCAGUGUCCCCGCUGCCGGCUUGGAGAGCCCUGUCAUGCAGAAACUGGGCACUGCCAGCGCUGUGACCCUGGUUGGCUAGGGCGCAGAUGUGAGAACCCUUGUCCCCUUGGUUCCUUUGGGGAGGGCUGCAGCUCCACCUGCCCCACCUGUGUUCAGGGGACCUGUGAUGCGGUGACAGGGGAAUGUGUCUGCAGUGCUGGCUACUGGGGGACCAGCUGCAAUAGUUCCUGCCCAUCUGGCUUCCAUGGAAACAAUUGCUCUACCCCCUGCCAGUGCUCAGAGGGGCUCUGCCACCCUGUGUCUGGGGCCUGCCAGCUGGGCCCCCGAGGUAAAAACGCCCUCAUUGCGGGGAUCCUGGUGCCUCUGCUGCUGCUCCUUGUGGGUCUCAUCUGCUACGUUUAUUGCUGCUCAGCCACCCGACUGGACCCCAAGGACAGGCCACAGAGAAAUGGAGCUGCCUUGUUCAGAAUGAAGCAGCAGGUGUGGGGAGCCCUCACCAGCUUGGGUUCUUCACUGCCCUGUGGCUCCCUUAGUAACUACAAGCUACCCUGGGUGACAGUUUCUCACCACGAUCCGGAGGUUCCCUUCAACCACAGCUUUAUCGAGCCACCAUCUGCUGGCUGGGCCUCUGAUGAUUCCUUCUCUUCUGACCCUGACUCUGCAGAAGAAGACGAAAGUCAUGCCUACUCCAUGCCACCUCGAGAAGUGAUGGUCCCUGUGGCCCAAGAAGAGUCUCCAGAAGCCAGCCUUCCUGGAGGCCCCUUCCCUCCCCCUGAGGAUGCUUCGACACCAUUCCCCAUCCCACGCACCUCCAGCCUGGCUCGGGCCAAGAGGCCGUCUGUCUCCUUCGCUGAAGGCACUAAGUUUGCACCGCAGAAUAGCCGAAACUCUGGGGAUCUCUCCAGCCCCGUACGAAAACCCAAGAGACUCUCCAGAGGUGCUCAGCCAUGUCCUGAAGGGCAGGAGGCUGAGGAGCCUGCAGAUCCAGAGCAAGCAAACACAGAGGAGGAUGCUCCUACUGCCACAACUCCUGGAGAUUCUGCCACUAGUCACCAGCACCCACCUACUAACCGGACAGUGGCUGAGUGUGUGGAAACUACCAACGGCAGCAUCCAGGAGAGCUCAGGCUCUGUGGACACAAUCUAUAUGCUGGCAGGAACACCCCAGAAACCCGAGGGCCCUGCCUGGUCUGUCUUCCGUCGUUUGGGAAACUAUCAGAAAGAUCAGGCAGCACCCAAGGUCAAGAGCGCCAUCCCUAAGCCUUUGCGUCGAUCUCUAGGUCGGAACCAGGGCAGCCCUGGGCUAUCCCAGACCUCUGGCUCAGCUCCAGAAACCAUGCUCUCUGGAACCAUAGAAUCCACUGAAGUUAGGCCAGAGGAAGCAUCCAGAGGUCUGGGAGAUGGCAGUGAGAGCUUAGGGACAGUCCAGGAGCCAGUUUCUGGAAACAGCUCCCUGGAACAGGCUUCCCAGAAACAGGCCAAAGAGGAGCAGGAGCCCCUAUAUGAGAAUGUUGUGCCCAUGUCUGUGCCAAAACAGCACUGAGGACCCUGAAUUUGGUGAGUGGGAAGACUGUGGAUGGGGAUGUGGGGAGAGGAGGAUGCCUAAACUGCUAUGGACCUGCUUGGGGAGAGGAGAAUACUGAAACUUCCAUGGACCAGUGUGGAGAGAGGAGGAUGCUGGAACUUCCAUGGACCAGAUCGGGCUUUGUGCUGGGAAUUGAUGCCAGACUAAGCAGAAUUUGUGACAGACUAAGCACAAACCAAGCCCUGGAAGAGGCAAGGGUUAGGGGUCACCUGGCUGUAGGUCUGGCCCUGGCAGUGUUCCCAGUUGGGACUGGAAGACCUGGAUAGAGACCCUGCAGAACGGGGUCAGAGGAAGGAGGGAGCUACAGAACUCUUCCUCUGUUGUUCUGGACUCUGUCCCAAGACCAUUCUUUCCAUCACUUCAAAACAUUUUUUUUUCUGAAAUAGAAAACAACCUAAAUGAUGAUAAUGAUUAAACUAAUAUUUCU